Molecule: messenger RNA, 936 nt
Organism: Pochonia chlamydosporia 170
Lineage: Eukaryota; Fungi; Ascomycota; Sordariomycetes; Hypocreales; Clavicipitaceae
Exons: 4
Coding region: 1-936 (311 amino acids)
Source: RefSeq, a predicted model, not a curated record
AUGUACCCUUUGAAUCUCAUAUGUGUGAGUUUUACCCUUUUAGGGUCUGUAUACGCCUCUAUCGAUGCGACAUAUGACUUUAAGUCUGGAUUGCGACCGGAGAAUGUCACUGGUCUAAACUAUGGCUUUUACUAUGCAACUGGCUCGUACUAUAAUGGUACUGUCACUUUCACUCUAAGGUUGCAAGAUCCAGAUGUCAACGAUGAUGGCCAUGGCUCCGAUAAUGACCCUCGUUCAAAUCCUUGCGCAAGAUUUAUAGGCAGCACAAUACAUGCUUCCAUGGAUGCAGUUGCGGCAAUUUCAAUGCCUAUUCAUUCUGAUCAUUCGGAAGGGGAGGAUGCAAGCAAUCCGAUACGCGUCCGAAUUGCGGCUCGGGUAAAAGGCACUAACAGUACUGGUUCCGAAGAUGAUAAGUAUCAAACAUAUGAAGUUUACUCUAACGGGGCCAGAAGUCCAAAUUGGUUUUUGAACACCAGCCAAUCGUCCGAUGUCCAAUAUCAAUUCUCAGGGAUCGCAGCCAACGACAGCUUCUUCGGCACCAAUUUUGCUCUCAAUUUAACACAACAAUGCGCAGGUUCCAGUAUACCCGACUCCUCUGAGAUCGAACAAUGUCUCUACGCGGGAAGUAUAUUGCAACCAUUUACUUUCAAUAACUCUAAUCUGGGCAAAAUCGACUGGACUAAAUCUAUCCCCUAUCCUCAAAUGAAAGUUCAAUUCGAUAACAAUUCUGCAUCGAUUGAUAUCACUGGCUUAUUCGAGAUGGAGCCCAAGUCUGCGCUUGUGGAGAUUGUGGGCAGUGUCGAUAUUGGCUUCUCUGGCACGCUCGAUGGCCUACGAUCUGAUAGUCUACUUCUCGGCCAAGGGAAACCGAAAUGGAAUGCGACGUUGGGGUUUACUAUCGAUAGUGUUAUAAAGAGUGAGGCUGGAAGAUCCUGA